AUGACUUGUAAUAAUAAAAAAAAAACAUAUGCAAAUAAUAAUAGUGCAAAUACAAGCGAUGGAGAAGAUAUAACUUGGUCUAUUUUAGAGUUUGAAACAGAAAGAAGCGAGCAAAAUUUUAAAGAUAAUCGGCUUUCAGAAACAAAUCAACUUUCAAGAAAUUACAAGGAUAGUUCCAGUUUAGAAACAAAGAGUACUAGUAAUGAAGAUUCUAUUCCAGUGCCAAUCGAAAAGCCAAGUGAGGCAACGUAUAUCAAUAUUCCUAAACUUCUUAAGAUUGAAAAGCCUAUUUAUAAUAAUUAUCAGGAAUCACUUCAUUUAAUGAUAACAGCUAAAUAUGAAAAGAGCAUUCCUGAAUAUCGCAAAAUAUCAGAAACUGAAAAAAAUGAAGGGUCUUUUCUUACAGCUUGUGACUGGGCUAUUAGAUGGAUGAUGAGAGGAAUAAUUAACAAUAAAUAUUUUUCUACUGAAACGCAUGAAUUCCUUGAAGAAUUCGUAUCUAGCCUUGGAUCUAGUUUACUAGAACUCCAAGUUCAGAAAAUCAUACAAGUUCAAGACAUCAGUUCGGAUUAUACCAAUAAAGCAUCAGAGACACCAAGUAAAAAGCCUCAAAAUUCUGGUCGCAGUCACAUGUUACGUUCCAACAACAAUCCUGUUAAGAAAGCUACAGAAGCUAAAACCGAA
Molecule: messenger RNA, 684 nt
Organism: Dentiscutata erythropus
Lineage: Eukaryota; Fungi; Glomeromycota; Glomeromycetes; Diversisporales; Gigasporaceae
Source: the annotation of a GenBank genome assembly